Messenger RNA from Andrographis paniculata, 1904 nucleotides. RefSeq lists its product as uncharacterized. Bases 153 to 530 code for a protein of 125 amino acids. The record is from RefSeq and is a predicted model, not a curated record. The transcript has 4 exons. Lineage: Eukaryota; Viridiplantae; Streptophyta; Magnoliopsida; Lamiales; Acanthaceae.
GGCUACUUUUGAGAUGCCAAGAGCUGCCAGCAUCACUGGAAAUGCCUGUUUCUUCUCUAAAUAUGUAAUUGAAUGAAGUCUUCAAGCCACCAAUAUCAUUCUUGUUGAUGUUGAUGUUCUUCCGAAGGCCUAUUGUGCUUGAUUAGUUUUCCAUGACCAUUUUAGGAAUUAAUAUCAUGGCUGAUCCGUGGAAUGCAUCCUCAGAAUGUCUUAACAUUAUGGGACUCUGGCUGUGGUUUGAGCGUGGAGCUGUAGACGAUGCUAUGUUCUGUGAGAAUCGGGAGACUGUUCCCCAAGAAGUGCAUAAACUGGCAAACCGCAUAUGCCUCCCGGCGCUGAUUGAUCUUAAGCAGCGAACCUGCAAUGGUGAAUUUGGAACAAGCUCUGGACAGUGUACUGUGCUGGUUCAAUCUUCUCUAGACAAUAAUUUGGUUCAGAGAUUAUCUUGGUUGACUUCUGGCAAAAAGCUGUCCAUCUGUCUUGAAAAUGAGAUGGGGGCAUAUUCAAACGAUGUUUGCUACAUUCGCUGAUGGCCCCCCAGUGGCUGAGCCUGAAAGCAGUGAGUUCCCCACUUCAUUGUUCGAGAACUGCAUUGAGUCUGCACAUGCAUGAGGUAGAGCCUGGAUGAGGACCUGUCUAUGCUUGGAUAUGCUUCGGAGCUCUUCAUUUGUCCACAACAUUCUGAAGUGGGAGAUUGUGGCGAAGGUGAUGAUCAAUGGUAAGAGUGUCUGGAUGAGGUCAUAUGUAUCGCGAAUUGGGUGGAAGCUGAAGCUCUGUCCUCCAUCAAGCACCAACUUGCUAGGCAUGAAGUAUUUUUGAACUCCUGUUGAAAUCAGAGUUCCUCACUUCAUUGCCCGGGAAUUGCAUUGAGUCUGCACAUGCAUGAGGCAGGACCUGGUGUAAACCUGUGUACACUUGGACAUGCUUCUGCAGCUCUUCAUUUGUCCGCAGCAUUCUGAAGUGGGAGAUUGUCGCAAAGGUGGUAAUCAAUGGUAAGAGUGUCUGGAUGAAGCUGUAUGUAUCGCAAAUCGGGUAGAAGCUGUAGUUCUGUCCUCCCUCAAGCACCAACUUGCUUAGCCUGAAGUAGUUUUGAACUGAUGCUGUCAGAUGGGAAUGGCGAUUGCUUUGAUUUUAAUGUUCUCUGGUGGUUUCUGUCGUCCUGUUGAUGGGCUGUGUUCAGUGUGUGGUGGUUUACAGUUAUGGAAUUAGUUUCUGAUGGCUGUGCAAUCUGCAAAUGGCAAAAGAUAAAUGAAAGGUUGAAUAUUGCAUCAGUUAGAAACUAAUUGCUUCUCUUUAUGUUGACAGCUAGGUUAACGACAUCUGGCACUACUUGUGAAAAUAUGGUUUUCUUCCUUUAUUAUAAUAUUGUAAUUAUUACGCCCUUCGUUUCACUUAGUGUGUCCACCUUUUCCAUUUCUGUCUGUCCAUUUAUCAUGUUAUUUUUCUUUUUUGAAAAAGAUUUAUACAAUUUAAUCUUAUUUAAAAUUUUUUAAUUUAUAUAUAUUUUUUAAUUCUAAUUAGACUAAUUAUUUAUUUUAAUUUUAAUCUAACUUUUUUUAUUAUACAAUAAUUAUUAUCACUAGUAUAUUUUUAAUUAUUUACUAAUUAUACCUCUUAAAUUCCUCCGGUAAAUGGGACACCGUAGGUGGGACUGGUAAAUGGGACACCGUUGGUGGGACGGAAGGAGUAUUAUUAAUCUCACUUUACUCUUUCUUUACUCUCUUGUCAAUUGAUUUUUUCAUGAUUAAAUUUUUCUGAUAAUUAAUGAAGAACAAGAAUCAUGUUAAUAACUAAAUGCACUUUCUGUGCACCAUUUGUGCUUGCUUCAUAUGUUUCUUUUUGUUUUGUGGGAUAUUUUCUCUCUUAGAUUAUAAUUUUUUAGAAAUGCGAAGUUAAAGCUCUUG